Molecule: messenger RNA, 2717 nt
Organism: Oncorhynchus nerka (sockeye salmon)
Lineage: Eukaryota; Metazoa; Chordata; Actinopteri; Salmoniformes; Salmonidae
Product: monocarboxylate transporter 2-like
Exons: 5
Coding region: 93-1571 (492 amino acids)
Biological process (GO): monocarboxylic acid transport; transmembrane transport
Cellular component (GO): plasma membrane
Molecular function (GO): monocarboxylic acid transmembrane transporter activity
Source: RefSeq, a predicted model, not a curated record
GUCUAAAGUCGACUGAAAAAUCAAAUCGAUGUUUCAGAAACGUUGUGCUUGAACUGGGAGUUUAAGUUCUGCGCUGUUCGUCACCAAGAAACAUGUCCCCUGCACCAGCAUCUAUUCUGCGGGACACCCCUCCGGACGGGGGCUGGGGCUGGGCCGUGGUGUUUGGGGCCUUCAUCUCUAUCGGCUUCUCGUAUGCCUUCCCCAAAGCCCUCACUGUCUUCUUCAAAGACAUCCAGCUGAUCUUCGGUGCCUCCUACAGCCAGAUUGCAUGGAUUUCUUCCAUCAUGCUGGCAGCAAUGUAUGCCGGUGGACCUAUCAGCAGUAUUCUGGUCAAUCGCUAUGGAAGCCGGCCUGUGGUCAUAGCUGGUGGAGUGAUAUGUGGCAUUGGUAUGGUAACUGCUUCUUUUGGCAAUACCAUUACGCAUUUGUACAUAUCCGUAGGAGUCGUUGGAGGAUUUGGUCUUUCUUUUAACCUCCAGCCAUCCGUCACCAUCAUUGGGAAGUACUUCCAGGUCAAGAGGCCGUUAGCUAAUGGGCUGGCCAUGGCAGGAAGUCCAGUCUUCCUCUGUACCUUAGCACCUAUCAACCAGUUCCUGUUUAACCAAUUUGGCUGGAGGGGCAGUUUCUUCAUCCUGGGAGCUCUGCUGCUCAACUGCUGUGUUGCCGGCUCUCUCAUGAGGCCCAUUUGUCCAAAGCCAACUGGAGGCCAACUCACGCAGACAAACGGAACCCCAAGGAAACCUCCCACUGACCGGUCUGAGGCCCAGGUGAAUGGACACAACACACAGUUGGAGAAAGGCUGUUUGGAAAACGUCAACAAGUUUCUGGACCUCUCGCUCUUCAAACACAGGGGCUUUCUGAUCUACAUCGUAGGGAACGCGGUGAUGUUCUUUGGUUUCUUCGCCCCUGUAGUGUUCCUGGCCCCUUACGCUCUGAGCCAUGGCUUCGACGAGUAUUCCUCUGCCUUCCUCUUGUCCAUCAUGGGCUUCGUAGACAUGUUUGCCAGGCCGUUGACAGGGCUGAUGGCUAACACUAAGUGGAUCAGGCCCAGGAUACAGUACUUCUUCAGCUUUGCUAUCAUCUAUAAUGGUUUAUGCCACCUGCUGUGUCCCUUGGCCAGUGGGUAUGGGGGGCUGGCGGCCUACUCAGUGUUCUUUGGCAUAGCAUUUGGAAUGGUGUGUGCCCUGCUGUUUGAGACGCUCAUGGACCUGGUGGGGCCUCAGCGGUUCUCCAGUGCAGUGGGACUGGCCACCAUCAUAGAGUGCUGCCCCGUACUCCUGGGACCACCUAUUGGAGGAGCCUUGGUGGACACCUUUGGUGACUACAAGUACCUGUACCUCAUGUGUGGAGCGGUGAUGGUGUUCGCAGGACUCUUCCUCUUUGUUAUGAAUGUCUACAACUACAGGAUGCUGGAGCGGGAGAGGAGGCAGGAGGAGGGACAGGUAGAGGAGGGCUGUGAGAGCCAGGAGCAGGACCAGGAGCAGGGCCUGGGGCUGAGGGAGAGGGGAGAGCCCUCCUCAGAGGAGCAAGGAGAGGCAGGGAAGGAGGCUAAGAAGCAACAAAUCCCCUAGGGAGACGAAUCAGAAGCGGAAGAGACUAAAUUAAGCCAUGCAUGAUACCACUGUUUACAAGUACACUCUCAUAUAUUGAUGCCAGUAUAUCAGUAUAUAGGCCUACCCAAUACUGUAUAUAGUCCACCCUCACACACACACACACACACACACACACACACACACACACACACACACACACACACACACACACACACACACACACACACACACACACACACACACACACACACACACUACUACUAACUUUGGAGGGGGACACUCCUGAAGUUUUUACUCUUAUGCUGUUUUUCUCCAUGUAGCAGUUUUUCCCCCAUGCUGACAAAGGCUGUUUGGAAAGAAGUACUUCUGACUGUAUGAGAUCAAAUAGCAGUGUAAUCCUUUCUGGGCCUUUAUUUAUUUAUUUGAGCUGCAGGUGUGCCACUCCCCACUAGUAUCGCAGUUCCAGCUAGUAUCCAUUUUGUCUUUUGUGCUCAGUAAAUUCUCCUGGCCCUAGGUAUACCGUAUAAGUUAAAACCACCUACAAAUGAUAUUUACAUUUAUAUUGAGUGUUAUUCUGUGAAUUUUGACAGUUAAAUUCAUAUGUUAUAUCAAUCAUGAAACUGAACACAUGUUAGCAGUUGAGAUGUGUGUCACGUACAUGCUGACGAUGUAAUAUUUAAGUCAUGAACAUUUGACUCUUCCACCUGUAUUGAUGUUCCAAUGAGUGAAUGAAGAAUGACACAUGUUUCUACAUGCACUGUUACAGACAUAAUGAUGUCAUUUUAUAUUCUUGCUCAGGAUCCAUUUAUAUUUGAAUAUGACCAAAAUAAAUGUCUGCUUUUACAUGUUCACAUAUAGAUCAUAGAAUGAAUGCACAAACAGUUUCAGCUGUUAUGAAGUCUAUGAUGACAACCAUGUAAUUCAUGUCUAGAUAGGUUGUAGCUUUGCAUUAGUGUCUUUUGAAAGAUGCGUUUAUUGUUAUAAGAUACUGAUGGGACUCACUUUUUUAAAUGCUGUAGAAGAACUCUUUUUGAAGUAAAUAUGUUUGUUGAGUAGAGUGCUCAGCAAUAAAUGACAUCAUUAUCAUUCAGUAUUUGCAUAUAAUUAUUUCAUAAAGAAAUUGUAUCAAUUACAAUUCACCAGAUGUGAAUACCGUGUCAUUCA